Molecule: messenger RNA, 3682 nt
Organism: Seriola aureovittata
Lineage: Eukaryota; Metazoa; Chordata; Actinopteri; Carangiformes; Carangidae
Product: calcium-responsive transactivator-like
Exons: 11
Coding region: 271-1518 (415 amino acids)
Biological process (GO): positive regulation of transcription by RNA polymerase II; positive regulation of dendrite morphogenesis
Cellular component (GO): nucleus
Molecular function (GO): transcription coactivator activity
Source: RefSeq, a predicted model, not a curated record
AGAGGGAUUUUCCCCUAUCAUGUAAAAGUUUAUUAUAUGUGUCGUCAUUUGCAUGCAAACUAUAAAUAAUACAUUCAGGAAAAUCGCAUGUUUAAUUGCGCUCAGAGAUAUCCAUUGUUUUCUAAUUUAGCUUCCUUGGCGACAGCGCGCUGGCUUUGUCAAUACCCCUAUUUCCUAGUAAUGGAGAAACUAUGGAACCAAAUAGAGGGCAGCGCUCAAGAUAAUAAAUAUUAGAAUAAAAGAAGCGCUUUUUAUUUCACAUAUGACAAAAUGUCUGUGGCAUUUUCAUCGGCGCGCCCCAGGAGUAAAGGGGAGGUGACACAGCAAACGAUUCAAAAGAUGUUGGAUGAAAAUCAUCAUUUAAUACAAUGUAUAAUGGAUUACCAAAGCAAAGGGAAGACAGCCGAAUGCACACAGUAUCAGCAGAUCCUGCACAGAAAUCUUGUUUACUUGGCCACAAUAGCAGAUUCAAAUCAGAACAUGCAGUCACUACUUCCUGCGCCUCCCACUCCCAAUAUGUCAAUGGGCUCUGGAGGGAUGGGUCAGAGUGGAGGACAUGCUCCAAGCAACCUCAGUGACACCAUGGCACCUGGAUUGCCCCCCACAUCGAUGAUGCAGAGCCAAAUGAACAAUGGCCCCAGCCAUGCCCCCAUGCAGCAGCAGUCUGUUCAGGUGCAGUCGGCUAUUCCCUCCACAUCCCUCAGCCUGCCAGCCAGCAGCUACGGUAGCUCGGCCUCAGCCUCCGGCUACAGCCAUGCUGCACCUUCCUCCCAGGGCAGCAUGAUCCAGGGCCCUGGUCCUGGUUAUGGUUCUUCCUCUUCCUCCACAUCCUCCUCUUCCUCCUCCUCCUCCCGCAGCAACCUCAACAUGCAGUCCAACCAAGUCUCCAUGAUGCACCAACAAUCUGCCACUCCGCACUACUCCUCAGCCCAGGCUGGGGGCCAACACUAUCAGGGACAGCAGACCAUGGGCAUGAUGGGUCAGGGCAGUCAAGGAAACAGUAUGAUGUCUCAGAGGCCCAUUGGGUCCUACCGCUCUUCACAGCAAGGAUCUGCACAGCAGUACAUGGGACAAGACGAGUUCUACGGAGAGCAGUAUGGACACACUCAGAGCUCCAGCGAGCCCAUAAACCAGCAGUAUUACCCUGAUGGUCAUGGGGAGUACUCUUAUCAACAGUCCUCAUAUGGUGAGCAAGGCUACGACAGGUCCUUUGACGAAUCUUCACAGCAUUACUAUGAAGGAGGUAACUCUCAGUACAGUCAACAGCAGGCCCAGUAUCAGCAGAGCUCUGGCCAGCAGCAGCCCUUCAGCCAGCAGCAGUACUCCUCUCAACAAGGCUACACAGGGCAGCCACAGGGAUAUGGACCUGGCCAGGGUGCAUCCUCCCAGUAUUCUCAGUAUCAACAGGGUCAAAGCCAACAGUAUGGCUCCUACCGCUCCUCCCAGGUAGGCCCUGGAGCACAGACGCAGAGGCCCUAUGCCUAUGAACAGGGUCAGUAUGGAAAUUAUCAGCAAUAAAGUACCACAUCGUUCUCCUGUUGGAAGAAAAUGAGAUGUGCUGUGCUCAGCUGUGGAUUAGAAGAUCUGGCUGCAUUUGAUUUAUCAUCCUUUCAUAAAUCAUUAAUCAUCAUUUUUGCUGAGAAAAAAAAGUCAAAUGUGUUGCUUUUUAAAAAAAAAUUGUUCCUGAUAGAUGAAGUGCUACUGGUCACCCUGCAAACAGUCAGGGUGCUUGUAGAAUCAAGGCAGUUGAUGUAAACCUUCCAUAUGGAUUAAAUAACGUACUGAAAAAGAAGCAGUAAAGUCGUUAGCUAAGCCUCAGCAACCUGCCUAUAUCCUUAUCUUUUUUCUGUCUUUGCCUUUCUCUUGUCUUUGUCCUAUCCCCUGCUUUUAUUGUUUACUUUACUUUACAAGCCUCUUUUUUAUUCUUCUUUUUUUGGUGCACAGAGAAUGUCUGUGGUUUGUGAGACCGGAGCUAUAAAAAGCAAAUUGGCCUUGAGGGAAAUGCUCCUUGAUAUUUAUCUAAUAGACAAGGUCCAGCUUUUGGUUUAAUUGCUAGUAGAGACACUGUUAUAUCUCACAAUAAUAGAAAUUCAUUUUAUGAAGGUGAAAAUGUUGGUCCUUAAACCUGACUUGAUCAGGGAGGUUUGUCUGUGUUAGUCAAACUGUGAUGUGUUGCUGUGUGGUCUAACAUUAUGUGUUUUCACUCUCUACAUAUGUCUACACAAUAGAUAGCUGACUGAUCAGGAUUUAAAAGUGUUUAUCAUUGUCCAUGAUAAUCAUACAUUGUGGUAGUAUUUUUGACACUAUAUUUUCAGUGGCAUUGCUCCGCACAGACAUACAGCAUAGUUAUUGUGCAGAGCCAAGAGGAGUUACACUGCUCUGAUGCCAUUCAGUGAGGUUUCUACAUGAAAAGACAUUGCCACUUUGUCUGCACUUUAUUUUGCAGUGACAGUAUAUGUAUUGUUUGAUAUUUCAUAUUGUAGUGCAAUUUAGGCUGUUUUUUUUUUUUUUUUUUUUUUCUUUUUACAAAUGAUCCUCAAAAAGCCAAAGUAACACAGGAACAGAACAGUAUCGUGUCCUGCACCUCUACUUCAAUAAGUGCAAUACACUCAGUCAGUCAUGUUGAGGUUGGUUCUUAUGGUGAACUUACAUUUUAUGUCAUUAUUUGUAGUUUCUUGACAUAUAAUGAUGGCAAAGACUAUGGCUGGUUUGUCUUAUGUUAUCAAAUGUUAUGUUGUGGGUUUCAGCUGACAUAUCAUAUUUAAGAAAAUUAUUUUAUGUAUUUAUGUGACAUGAACAGAUUAUUCGAAGUCUUUCGUCACAAACAUAAAGUGUACUACUUCAUUUUUUUCAGUGCAGAUUUUAUUAUCAACUAUCUGUAUUGUAUUAGAUGAAUGAAAUAAUGUUAAAAAUAAGACAAAGGGUAUAGAAGGUUUGUUUUUAAUUGGUAUACAAGCACACUUGCCUUAUUUUUACAUAUUUAUUUGUUAGUUCAUUAUCUAUCUAUCUAUCUAUCUAUCUAUCUAUCUAUCUAUCUAUCUAUCUAUCUAUCUAUCUAUCUAUCUAAAAUAGGUCAGACACACCUCUGGUCAUUUCAUUUAUCACUGUUUCUUACAGUUUGAUCAGUAAUAAGGAUUAUCAGUGUGACUGUGAGGGUUCAGCUUUGCAGUAUAUCCUGUAGUAACUCAACUUACCUCAGAGGGGUAAAUUAACACAAUAGUUGCAGUCAUGUUGCAGGGUUAAUCAGGAAUGGGAGAUAUCUGGCUGUCAAACAGCUAAAUAACUAUGUACCACUCAACAGUGACAAUCAGUGACAGGCUUCUCUAUACUACAAUGAAUCUGUGUCAGCGUUUCAUUUUACUGUGACCUGAACAUGUAUGGCAAUUCUUUUCCAGUUCUCUGUAGUGUGUAAUCACUGAUGUGAGUGGUACGCCUUGUUUGUUUGUUUGUUUGUGUGUGUGUGUGUGUGCGUGCGUGUGCGCGUGUGUGUUUGUGUAUGUAUGUUUGCAGGUAUGCCAGGGAGAGCGAAAGAGAGACAGUGAGCAAGAGGAAGUUAAGCUUGCUGUGUAUAGUCCAAAUAUGAAUGUUAUCUACUCAUCUAUUGUAAGACUGCAUUGCCUGAUCUUUUCUGCUGUCUUUUGUUACUGUUUGUUAUAUAAAAAAUAAACUGACAUUCACCUUU